UUUUUUUCUUCUUUUUUUUGUUGAAAAUGUGUGUGUUUUUGCUUUGGUGUGUGUGUUUGCUUUGAAAGAGCAGAUGUGUGUGUGAGAGUGUGUAGCGCAGGGUUGCUCGCCCGGGUUGAAAUGCUGAAGCGUCCAACUGGGUUAUUUUUGGGUCAGUGACAGCGAGUCAAUGGCUGCAGAUGCGUCGCAAAGGAAGGCUCUGAGAUACCAGCAGACCCUGCUCUCUGGGGAGUACAGGGAGCAGCUGGGCAGCUAUGCCAGGAGGGAGGCCAAACAAUUGAUGACAGAGAGACAAUGGAGGAGGCAAGCAGGAGAACGCACCCCCGCCAACCCCAGACAGGGUCAUGGGCGGCGACAUCAGCCCCCUGUUACCAUGGAGUCCUUCCUCAGUCAAACCUCUUCCAUGAAGAAGCCCCGCCCCUACUCCAAAUGCCAAGACUGUGUGGCACGUGUCCAGAGGUACAUGGUGACCAAGCUGGGGGAGGACUGGAUCUUCCUGGUGUUGCUGGGCGUGACCAUGGCCCUGGUGAGCUGGAGCAUGGACUACGCCAGCGCCAAGAGCCUGCAAGCAUACACGUGGAUGCAUGGGGAGUUGAGUGGUAACGUCCUGCUACAGUACCUGGCCUGGGUCACCUAUCCCAUGGUCCUGGUCAUGUUCGCUUCUCUCUUCUGCCACCUGGUCGCCCCCCAGGCCAUAGGCUCUGGUAUCCCUGAGCUUAAGAUACUGCGUGGGGUGGUGCUGAAGGAGUAUUUGACCCUCAAGGCCUUCGUGGCCAAAGGUGGGCUGACCGCUGGACUGGGCAGUGGCAUGCCAGUGGGGAAGGAGGGCCCAUUUGUACACAUCGCCAGUAUCUGUGCGGCCGUGUUGAGUCAGGUCUUAUCCAUCUUCUCCGGAGUCUAUGAGAAUCCCUAUGGUUACACAGACAUUCUGACAGUAGGCUGUGCUGUUGGGGUGGGCUGCUGCUUUGGAACACCACUAGGAGGGGUGUUGUUCAGUAUUGAGGUCACGUCUACCUACUUUGCAGUGAGGAAUUACUGGAGAGGCUACUUUGCUGCCACGUUCAGUGCCUUCAUAUUCAGGGUGCUCUCUGUGUGGAACACUGACGCUGUCACCAUCACGGCUCUCUUCAAAACCAACUUCCGAAUGGACUUCCCCUUUGACUUGCAGGAGCUUCCUGCGUUUGCAAUUAUUGGGAUCUCAUGCGGGUUCCUGGGGGCGUUCUUUGUGUACCUGAACCGACAGGUGGUGCUGGUCAUGAGACGGCAGACCGCACUCACACGCUUCCUAACCAAGCACCGUUUGAUUUACCCAGGGGCCGUUACACUGAUCAUCGCCACCAUCACGUUUCCUCCAGGGUUCGGACAGUUCAUGGCCGGAGAGCUUAUGCCCAGGGAGUGUAUAAACUCGCUCUUUGAUAAUUUCACCUGGACCAAAAUCUUGGAGGCCCCGCUCCCCCCUGGUCUGGGGCGCUCCAGCGCGUGGCUCCACCCUCAAGUCAGCGUGUUCGUCAUCCUCAUCCUCUUCUUCAUCAUGAAGUUCUGGAUGUCUGCUGUUUCCACCACGAUGCCCAUCCCCUCGGGUGCCUUCAUGCCCGUGUUCAUACUAGGGGCAGCAUUCGGACGUCUGGUGGGCGAGAUCAUGGCCACUCUUUUCCCAAAUGGGAUCCUUUUUGACGGGAUAGUCUACCGCAUUCUCCCUGGGGGCUACGCCGUCAUAGGUGCGGCAGCCCUGACGGGGGCGGUCACCCACACGGUGUCGACCGCGGUCAUCUGCUUCGAGCUCACAGGCCAGAUCUCCCACAUCCUGCCCAUGAUGGUGGCAGUGAUCCUGGCCAACAUGGUGGCCCAGGGCCUGCAGCCCUCGCUCUACGACUCCAUCAUCCAGGUCAAGAAGCUGCCUUACUUGCCUGAGCUGGCCCUCGGACACAUCAGCAAGUACAACAUCUUUGUUGAGGACAUCAUGGUACGGAAGGUGAACUUCCUGUCCUCUCAUUCGACCUACAGGGAGUUGAGCCGCCUUCUAGAUGCCACCUCCCUGAAGACCAUCCCGUUAGUCGACUCCAAGGAAUCCAUGAUCCUAUUGGGCUCCAUCGAGAGGACCGAGCUCCAGGCCCUCUGUGAUUGGUGGCUGUCGGCCGAUAGGCGGGUCUUUGAGCAUGGCCAGGGGUCAGCGAGCACCAAGGCUAGCUGGGAGUCGUUCACCUUGGUGGAUGAGGAGGGAGGCGAGCGGGGCGGAGACAAGACCACUCCAGUCCAGGAUGAAUGCAACGGGCCCCUCAGAGCCCCCCGAUCGCAGGAACUCUCCACCAAUCACGCCGGUUCAGACAAGCGCAGGCUCCAGUCUGUGAGGAGAACUUUCCAGCGCCUCUUCUCGUCUGUCUCUUCCUCCUCGGGCCAGACAGACACUCAGGAGUCACCCGCUCCCCAUACUGACACCAUGUCCCAAGAGGAGAUCAAAGUCUGGGAGGAAGCAGAGCUGGACAAACCAAUCGAUGUGGAUCAGAUACGCGUAGAUCCCUCCCCCUUUCAGCUGGUGGAAAGGACGUCCUUACACAAGACCCACACCCUCUUCUCACUGCUUGGUCUCAGUAAUGCCUAUGUCACCAGCAUUGGGAAACUGGUGGGUGUUGUGGCAUUGAAUGAGCUGCAGAAGGCCAUCGAGGGCUCAACCCGGAGCGGGGUGAGGUUGCGCCCCCCGCUGGCCAGUUUCCGAGACGCCAGCAGGAAGGCAAAGAAGCACCAGCCCCCGCCAUCCACCCCCUCCUCGCCCACCCGGGAGAGGGAGCUGUGGGGCGAGGGGAGCAGGAGGGAGGCCCAGGAGGGCGGGAGGAGGGAGACCAAGGAGGAGCCGGGAAGAAAAGGAGGCUCCUCCAGUGGAGGUACGGAGUGUGGGCCCUCACCCCAGGGAAGCGUCCGGAGCGACGGCCCUGAGAUAGACUCUCCUCCCCUGGAAACCUUCUCCCCCUCUACCCCCUCCACCUCCACUCCUGCCAGCCCUGUCUUCACUCUCUCAUCCCUCCAUUCUGUGCCGGAGGAGGAGAAAGAGGAGGAACGGGACAGCGAGGAGGAGUCUGACGAGCCCAUUUAGGUGGAUUCCGUUUUUCUCCUCUUUGACAGACUUCUUUUCAAGGUGCAUGCUGGGAAAGGUUUCGGGGUGGGGCUUGUUGGAGACUACACUGACGCUCGGCUGUCAGGAUGCAGGAAGAGCCGUUGCAGAAGAACGGUGCUUCUGGGACUUGUAGUCCUGGGAGUUGUUUUUUAUUCUUAGGGUGGCCAUGUUUUUUUUCUUCUUCUUCUUCUCUCAGUUUCUCAGGUGUAUUCAUUGCGUCUUUAAAACUCCAGACAUUGACAGAUGUUUCUCAUCCUCUCACAUUCUGUACCUGUGCCUCUGAAAGUGAAUAUAUGUCCCUGUUCCACCACAGAUUAAUACACUGUAACGUGUAGUGUAGGUACACUGUUUGUGUCACUGUCAGAGACACAUACCUCCAUGGCACAAUAACUGACAAAAAUGAAAUGAGUUGAAUACUGAAAUUAUAUUGUUAGUCGAGAUGCAACAGACAGUGAUUCUUGAUCACGAAUCAAAUGUUUACUAAUGGGAAUAAAAAUAAUUUUAGUGUACAGUUCGUACUGCAUCUCCGAUAUGUUCAUUCAUGCCGAUGCUUGUAAUGGUAAUUUUGGGAAAUAUAAUAAGUACUUCAA
Osmerus eperlanus (European smelt) is the source of this 3699-nucleotide messenger RNA. It is a transcript of the gene clcn1b, whose product is annotated as chloride channel, voltage-sensitive 1b. The record is from RefSeq and is a predicted model, not a curated record. NCBI's taxonomy places the organism in Eukaryota, Metazoa, Chordata, Actinopteri, Osmeriformes, Osmeridae. Gene Ontology annotation, molecular function: voltage-gated chloride channel activity. Gene Ontology annotation, cellular component: plasma membrane. Gene Ontology annotation, biological process: chloride transport; transmembrane transport.